This is a messenger RNA of Porites evermanni, 4714 nucleotides long. Lineage: Eukaryota; Metazoa; Cnidaria; Anthozoa; Scleractinia; Poritidae. The record is from the annotation of a GenBank genome assembly.
AUGAUUUGCCUUUAUGAAUGUAUUUUAGAAACCGAAGAACCAUGUAAACAAGUCCAAGAAGGAAACGAAAACCCAGCAGCAAGUCAAGGCGCCUGCGGGACUUCUGCAUAUGCAAAACGAGGUAACUGAUGUAACGUGGCUGUCACAAAAAUAUUACAUAAAAGGGCCGGUCUGGCAUCAAGGCCAUUUUUUUAAACAGUGUGGAUUGUUGUUAUCGUCCACGAAACUCGAUUAUAUACAGGUUGAAAGGGUGUGACUGGAAUUUGUUACUUGCUUAGAAAUCUUCUUUAUUAGAGGUUAUUGCAUCUCAGAGCUGAAUUCCCAAGACGUAUAAAAACGUAAGGAUUUAACCUUGGAGUGAAUGACAUACCGAGAAAACCGAAACCACCCACUAAAAUGACGAAGACAGCGAACAGCGUUGCUCUAAUUUUGAAUAUAAGUUCGAGGUUGAUGACAUAUGCCGAUCAUUUGCCUUCAUAUACCAACGAACGACGUUACGGUUCGACAAGAAUUUCAUACGAAUACCAAGGCAGAAGCUCGUGUUUACUAUUGCUGGGUUAGUAUGCAAAGUACACUCCAAACGAACAGAACAACAUAACGGGUAUUUCCAGCUCAAGCACUAAGACGGGUUCCUAAGUCCCGUCCUAUACUUUUCGCUACGUUUUUUCGUUUUAGAGUAUAUUGAGUCCCUCUUCCUUUUGUUUUAAGAUGACCAUCUCAACAAACAAGGUAAAAAAGGACGCGGGAGAGGAGCACCGUUGAGCCGUGGAAAGGAACAGCCGAUGCCUUCAAAAGGGAGAGGAAAGCAUUCAGGUGAGACAAAAUAUGAACUACCCGUUCCUGCCUAAAGCAGUCUCCUCAUGCCACUUCUAAUUGUUUUAAAUUUCUGCAAUUCGCUAAUUUUAUACACCCUCCGCACUUGUCGAGGAACAAGUAUGCCAAACAGAAACAUUGAAACCAAAGGAUUAGCUUGCGAUCUGCAGGAAGUCCGUUGAAUCGCCACAAGUCAGUUUUUAGAGGCAGGAGUCUUACGACCUAACGCUGAAUAGAGCAUGUACGCCUAAAGCAACAAGUAGUAAACUUGAACAGGAGAACAGUUUGUAUUUGUAAUCUUAUGACGGUGCAUUACUUUAACGCUGGGAAAAAAUCUUUUUUCUGGGACUAAAAUUUGUAUUGUUUUCUCAACCAAUCGGCGCCCGGCAUAUUAGAUGACCGUCAAUCAAAAUACCCACCACGCUUUGACACCACUAUAUUUUACAACAGUUUUCUGAAAUAGCGCUCGUCCACUCGGCAAACUCAAGUGAAUACAAAUGUUACUUCACGUCAAAUUAUUACACCUUCAAGUGAAUAAAAGCUAGAGUACUUGCCUUUAUGAGGGGUAUCAGUACUCGCGUCAGAAAGUUGAAGAACGAUACACAGUGAAUACACCACAUAAUUACGUCUCUCGUUGAACUAGCCAAACCAAAGAGAGUGUUGUGUAAGGUAACUUAAAGCGUCGUGCAACACUACUACCCAACCAAAGUCCUCAUAAAUUGAAUCAGGAGGGUGAUAGGGUCCUGAUUGAAUCCCUUAAGAAAAUGUCUCAAAUACUACUUAAGCAGAGUAACCAACAAAGUAGCAGAAAAAAAAAUCAAACUUUAGAGAGUUUGCAGUUUUGUACUUCACAGGAUCGUUAGUCACGCCCGGAUAAGCUGUUAUGACGUGGGCGUCCAGUAGCUUGUCAUGAUCCGAUCUGGAUCCACUGCACUCAACAAAGACCUUCGGCUAAUUUACAUUGAUAUACCUGGUAAACUAUUGGAAACUUUUUCUCCAACUUAAUCAGGUGCUGGAGGACAGACGGGAAAAAGAGAAAAUGGAACGUCAGUAAGAAGUCAACAAAGAAGAACUGGAGAGACUGCUGACAACACACCAAUUAAAAAACAAGUAAAUGGUAGGGAAUUAUCAACACACAAGUUAAGGUAGCCCGUACACAGACGUUGUUUUUAUCUCUUUCCGUUCUUUUCGAAAACAUCUGCGAGUCCAUGUUUCUUCUUCCCCCACCACUACCCCCUUGCGCUGACGGUCAAUAAUUCCCUGCGGUUUAUAUUUUAUCACCCGCGCUCGACGGACUUUUUAAGAGCAAAUAGAGGGUCUGUGAACAGGCUAAAGUUAAAGUAGACAGUUAAUUAAAACCAAAAUCAGUCGACUCUGAUACACAGCCACAAGUCAAGAAACAAAAGAAAUUCACCAUUUCCGUGUUAGGCCCAAUGAUAAUGUUUGAAAAUAUUUCAAAUUCAAUUUUUUUUGUUUUAUUUCCAGACAGACUGUAUUCCUAUACUGUUUUGUCUUUUCAUCUAAUUUCAUUUUAAUUCUUUUUUGCCAUUAUGGAUUUUAGUUUCCGUUUUUACUUCUGUGUUGUUACAGUAUGCUACGUUUCUCUAUGUUUUCCACUAUGUAAGCGGGCACGUGUCGAUCGCGUGUCGCAAUCACGAUCGUAAUCAUUUACGUAGGUUAUAUUUUAAAAUGGAACCAUUCCGAACCAUUGACACUGAAAUCAAAGUAGCACUGUACUCUUGAAGACGACAGUGACAGCCGAAACCUCGGGAAAGGCUAUUCACAGUCUUCCGUGAUAAUUUGGAAUUGGAUUCUUGACCAUCACAUUAUUAUCCUAAAAAAAUGUCAAGUCUCCAAGAUCACUGCAAGUGCAAGAUUGACUACGUCUUCAUACAGCAAUACUAGUCUGGGUCCAUAAAAACUCAAAACGAACUUGUCCAAUAUGCAGCCAUCUUGACUUAACACAUAUACGUUAUAUGUUAUACCUUUUUACGAUUGUGAUCGCGUCAAAAAAGGCGAUUCACGUCACAGUGCGCACUAGGUAAGAAAGUGAAGGAAUGUAACGUUGUUAAGAAGGUACUUUUAGAGCAGUGCCUAGAGGUGUCACGCUUUCUCUCCCAGAAGGGCAAGUCCAUAUUAAACUAAGGUUAAACAUUUAACAUAAAAUCUGUUCUCCUAUUUGUGUUAAUGGUUUUUAUCCGUAAAAAAUGAAAAACAAAAAUAAACAUAAAUGCGUUUUUCUCUUGAUGCAGAUGCAACAAGCCAAAAUGAAGAAUCUGGUAGAUCUGGUGUUGUGAACAAAAAUAAAGGAGUAACAACAAGGAAAAAAUAUCCCUCCCUCGAUCCCAAAAUCUUGAAAGAGAAGGAAAGUACAGAAGUGGUCCACAAGCUGACUGAGGGUAUGCCUCUGCUGAAGUUCUAUCUUCGAUCACAAGAGGAGCAGCACAACAGCGAUGAAUUCAUUUUCAACCUCAUUUGCACUUUAGCUAAGGCAUGUAAAGCGCCACCAGGCAAAAAUACUAAUAAGGUAUUAGCUGCACUUAAAGGUUCUGUAUUCUUACUCUCAAAGAUUCCCUACUUGCUUGAUCGCGUUGCGGCGUCAACGGCCUUGAAUGACCAAGCUUCUCGACAAAGGCUCACUCAAUGUCUCAUCAUUAUCUUUAUGAAGUUCUUAACGCACUUGCCCAGUUCAUAUUCCGACCUGCCUUACGCUCAAUUGAAGGCAACGUUAGAUCAUUUAGCAAUAGAAGAAAAAGAACAGCUACAGAAAGAGUUGGAUGCUUUUAAGCACGCAAGAGAUGAAAUAAUCAGAGCUGAAAGACAGAAACACGGACAACGGUAUAGAGUGGGAGAAAAACCCCCAAAUGAUUACAGAGACAUACCUAUUUGUCCCACAAUCAAAGAAAUCACAACUCAAGAACGACCUUUCUUACGUAAGAACAUUUUAAGAGGACGGUACGAGAACACCGAGCACUAUCUUGAUGUGCAGUUUCGACUGCUUCGGGAAGACUUUCUUGAACCACUAAGGGAAGGCAUUCAAGAAAUCGUCCAAAACAUACCAAGACAAGAGCGAAAACAAUUGAUGAAAAACUAUUGCGGGGUACGGAUCAUUGGCAAGGAGUACACGUGGGCUGGGGUCAUUCAUCAACUGAAAAUUGAUGUUUCAGGAAUAGACACCAGCAGGUGGGCACAUUCCAAACGACUCAUGUAUGGUUCAUUCCUUUGUCUUUCGACCGACAACUUCAAAACGAUGUUAUUCGCGACAGUUUGUGACCGAGAUCCAGAGAAAGUGACGAGAGGACGAAUAGACGUUCAGUUUAUCGAAGAGCAACAGGUCUUGGGUGUAGAGAACAGCAAUUGCGUUUACCAAAUGGUCGAGUCACCUGCCUACUUUGAAGCCUACCGUUAUGUCCUUAAAGGGUUGAAAGAAUUAGAUGAAUCAAACUUGCCGUUUAAAAAAUAUCUGAUUGAAUGCAGUGCUGAAGUUGACCCACCAGAGUAUUUAAGACGCAGUGAUACAGAAAAGCCGGUAUGCUAUAAUCUUAGUAAGGCUCUGAGGGUAUCAAAGGCCACAUCAGUGCCUGUUCUUCAACCUGCAGCUUGGCCCUCUGCUAAAACGCUUUCCAUGAACAGCUCCCAGCUUGAAGCUUUGAGAACAGCAAUUACAACUGAGUUCUCUGUGAUACAGGGUCCUCCGGGAACUGGGAAGACUUACGUUGGAGCUAAGAUUGUAAGAUGUUUACUUGAAAAUCGACGCGCUUGGGAUCCUCGUCACACCUCGCCGAUGCUGAUGGUCUGCUACACAAACCAUGCACUAGACCAGUUUUUGGAAAAGGUUCUGAAUUUUUUACCGAGUCAAAAAAUAAUACGGGUUGGAGGAAGAAGCAAAAGCGAGAAACUA